This is a messenger RNA of Clonostachys byssicola, 570 nucleotides long. Lineage: Eukaryota; Fungi; Ascomycota; Sordariomycetes; Hypocreales; Bionectriaceae. The record is from the annotation of a GenBank genome assembly.
GCAGUUAAAUCACUCUUCUUCUCGGAGGGGCUUAUUAUCUUCUCGGAGAAGCUCCGUAUAAGAGAGCUUAAAGCUGAAGACCUCGACAGAUAUACCCUUAUUGAUAGCUAUAUUUAUUACUUCUUCCCUGCCGAGGGCUUCGAUAUAACGCUCGUACGAUUUAGCACGAACUGGGUAAAACCUCUGAGGGCUGAGGUUGAGAAGGCUCCUAUAUCAUGCAAACGCAAGCAGGCUGUACCUAUGCCUAUACCAAUAAAAAAAGAGCAGCCAUUAGAGAUAGACCUUAAAGCCUUCCCGCCAAUGCAGCCUCUCCCUGACAGCGAUAAAGAGGAGGAAAUACAGUCCUUUAUUAAAGAGCGGCUACAAGAGGCCUCUGUUAAAGAGCAGCUACGAGAGGCCUCUGUUAAAGCUGGGGAUACAGUUGAGCCUAACGAGGAGGCUGAAGAGGCAUAUAAUAAUAAUUUAUCUAAUAAGAGGCAGAGAAUAUCUGUAGAUAAUAGUAAUACGGAAAGCUACUCUCUUUUCCGGGCAGGCCGGGUAAGACGGGCCUCUGCAAAGGUCCGGAAUAGC